Messenger RNA from Aspergillus brunneoviolaceus CBS 621.78, 990 nucleotides. RefSeq lists its product as uncharacterized. The transcript has a single exon. NCBI's taxonomy places the organism in Eukaryota, Fungi, Ascomycota, Eurotiomycetes, Eurotiales, Aspergillaceae. Bases 1 to 990 code for a protein of 329 amino acids. The record is from RefSeq and is a predicted model, not a curated record.
AUGAAAUUCCACCCCUACGGCACAUUGUGCAUCUGCACCGUACUGAGCGAUGUCAGCUCCGCCAUCGACAUCCCGAAAGCAUGGACCCUGGUCGGCACCAUCGGGGCGAGCGUGCUAACAACCAAGUACGGCACGCCCGGCAAUGGGGUGAUUGUGUCCGCCGGCCUGGGAACCAUCCAUCUGAUUGAUACGAUCCGCGAAUGCGUCCCCGCCGGGAAAUCUGGUGACACUGAAGAUGCCAUGACCUGCGCGGAGUCGGUGGUCUCGGCGGCCGUUCAGUUCGGUAUGGCUGUCAAUAACUACCAGCAGGUCGGCUAUUGGACCUCCAAACGCGAGCAGGGAGGGCACGAGGAUUUUGCCUACCUUGACGACUACUUCCGUCAGCUGGGCGACGGCGUCGUGAUCUCGGAUGUCUACUACGAAGGGAUCCCGCUGAACGGAACGCACCUGCCGCAGACGGUGGUGCGCCGGGGUGAAGAGGGGGAGGCGGCGGCGGUAACGAUCCGGGCUCUGCACAACGCCAGUAUGCCGCUUAGCUUCGUCUAUCAGAACACGCGCGCGAACCAUGUGCCGCUCCUGGUGGCCACUAACGGCUCCCACUACCAUAUCGGUCAUCUGGCCCCCGUCGGCAGCAGCAGCUCGUCAUUCCAACGCCGCGGAGCUAUUGACACGGCCUUUACUCAUGUCGGCAGCGGCGGCGUCAAGGUGCAGUGCAAUUCAAGGGGAGCCGUGAUGACGGUAGAGCAGGCGCAGGUGUUUCUGGAUUCGCCGAGCUCCGGAUCCAGUAGCAGCUCAGCGGCCAUGACUCUCUUUCUUAACCUUGUCAACUACGCUACCUUCGCGGGAUUCUCCUUUAACGAGUGGGUGAAUGGAGAUUUAAGUGGCCAGUGGGCCAUGGAAGCGGAGGUCAAUGGGUUUGGAACUAACUGGGAGACAAACUGGAACUGGUGCUUUGGAGUGGAGCAGGCGAGCUGUGAUAAGGAACUGUAA